Molecule: messenger RNA, 4609 nt
Organism: Macroventuria anomochaeta
Lineage: Eukaryota; Fungi; Ascomycota; Dothideomycetes; Pleosporales; Didymellaceae
Product: xanthine dehydrogenase/oxidase
Exons: 2
Coding region: 1-4482 (1493 amino acids)
Molecular function (GO): iron ion binding; FAD binding; oxidoreductase activity
Source: RefSeq, a predicted model, not a curated record
AUGACCCUGCCUGUUCCGCCCAAGAGCGCAGCCUCGGCGCCUCUCCGAGGUCUGAACGCCACCGAAGCUUUGACACCUCUCAUUGAAUCAAUAUACACCUCACCAGACAUUACAUGUUACGUCAACGGGAAAAGAACAAUAAUCAGCAACCCGAACCCGCACUGGACGUUGCUGGACUACAUUCGCGCCCAACCAGACCUCAAGGGCACCAAGCUAGGAUGCGGCGAAGGAGGGUGUGGGGCCUGUACAGUGGUACUACAAGUGGGAGAUCGUCGAAAUGAGAAGAGGAGAAUACAGCAUCUCGCAGUGAACGCAUGUUUGUUCCCACUGGUCGGCAUUGAUGGCAAGCAUGUCAUCACCGUCGAAGGCAUCGGAAAUGUCGACAGGCCACAUCCUCUACAAGAGCGGAUUGCAAAGCUCCACGGCAGUCAGUGCGGGUUUUGUACACCUGGCAUCGUCAUGAGCUUAUAUGCUGUGGUCAGAAACUCAUACAACCCUGAGACGAAGAAGUUCCACCUCAGCGCGCACGAGGUUGAGAUGGAAGGCCACUUAGACGGCAACCUCUGCAGGUGUACAGGGUACAAGCCUAUCUUAAACGCUGCAAAGACCUUCGUGACGGAGGACUUGAAGGGACAGCUUGCAGAAGAAGACGAACCCACAACAGCAGAUGCCGAGAAGUUUGCGAAAGAGGUGGUCGACUUUAUCAAGACUAGCAGUGCUGGCCAGUCAAAGGUGUCGUGUGGUAGACCUGGUGGCUGCUGUCGAGACCGGCCUUCGAGAUCAGGUAGCAGCUCGUGUGACAGCGAGUCUGCACCGUCGUCGCCACCCACAGAACCAUCAUCAACUUCAGACGACGAACACAUUCCUGCAAUCGUCGACGUAGAGAAAGAACCCCAGGCGGACUCCGACCUUAUUGGAGCCGACUAUGCAAAGCCCAUGAAGAGCAAGGAGCACAGUGCUGAUGCUGAGACCAAGGCUUCAACAACACUUGCGGCUCCGGCUGCGCCUUCAGAAAGGGGCGUUCCUCGAAUUGAGUUCCAGGAAUACGUGCCGGACGCUGAGCUUAUCUUCCCACCAGCGCUGUGGAAGUAUGAACCUCAGCCGUUGUGCUACGGCAAUGACAAGAAGAUCUGGUUCAGACCUACGAAACUCGAGCAUUUAGUAGAGCUGAAAGAUGCCUACCCCUCAGCGAAGCUUGUCGGUGGUGCUAGUGAGGUCCAGGUCGAAGUUCGUUUCAAAAACUCGGACUUUGCAGUAUCUGUCUACGUUUCAGACAUAGCGGAUCUGAAACAUACUAUACUUCCAUCAGACGCAGACUUGGAGAACGCGAAGGAACUCGUCGUGGCUGCGAACACACCGUUGACUGAGCUGGAAGCGAUUUGCAAGGGCGUAUAUGCAAAGCUAGGGAAACGGGCCAUGGUCUUGGAAGCCCUGCGAAAGCAGCUUCGGUACUUCGCCGGUCGCCAGAUCCGCAACGUUGCGUCCCUUGCCGGAAACAUAGCAACAGCUUCUCCAAUUUCCGAUGCCAACCCAGUGCUGAUAGCAGCUGGUGCCACGCUCGAGGCUGUCAACAAACAGGAUGGCAGUGUCGAUCUUCCGAUGUCCAAGUUCUUCCUCGCCUACCGGACGACAGCCUUGCCAGCUGACGCUGCUAUCACACGCAUUCACAUACCGAUUCCUGCGAAAGAUACCCGGGAAGUAUUGAAAGCGUACAAGCAAGCUAGACGAAAAGACGAUGAUAUUGCUAUCGUGACGGCAGCAUUCCGAAUACGCCUUGAUGCACAAGAUUGUGUUGAAGACGCGUCUAUUGUCUAUGGCGGCAUGGCACCCACGACAAAAGAGUCGCCGAAGACCCAAGCUGCCAUACUCGGAAAGCCAUGGUUCCACUCGGAAACGCUGGAUGCGGCACUUGGUGGCCUACUCGAGGACUACAACCUUCCGUAUGAGGUGCCUGGAGGUAUGGCAGACUACCGCAAGACGCUCACACUGUCGGUCUUCUUCCGCUUCUGGCAUGAGUCGGGAGUCGAAUUAGGUCUCGGCCAUGUUGACGAGCAGGUUGUGGACGAGAUUCACCGAUCCAUCUCAAGCGGUACAAGAGACGACUACAACCCUUACGAACAACGUGUCGUUGGCAAACAGGUCGUUCACCUAUCCGCUCUGAAACAAUGCACUGGAGAGGCCGAAUAUAUCGACGACAUGCCGCGACUCGACCGUGAGUUGUUUGGCGGCCUGGUAAUGUCGUCGAAGGCUCAUGCCAACAUUAUCAGCGUCGACUGGGAGCCAGCACUAGCCAUGCCAGGCGUGGUUGGCUACAUCGACAAGAACAGCAUUCCCGCCGACGUCAACGUGUGGGGUUCCAUCAAGAAGGACGAGCUGUUCUUUGCCAACGGUAAGAUUCUCAGUCAUGGGCAGGUCAUAGGUAUGGUGUAUGCAGAUACUGCGCUGGAGGCUCAAGCGGCUGCUCGUGCGGUGAAGGUCGAAUAUGAAGUGCUCAAACCGAUCCUGACUAUCGACGAAGCCAUCGCCGCAAAUAGUUUCUUCCCGCAUGGCAAGAACCUGAGGAAGGGUCUCGCUAUUGACGACAAGAUGGACGAGGCCUUUGCUCAGUGCGAAAGGAUCUUCGAGGGCACCACCAGGAUGGGUGGUCAGGAGCACUUCUACCUCGAGACUAAUGCUGCGCUCUCCAUUCCAUCUGGCGAAGAUGGUGCGGUUGAAGUCUGGUCAUCUACACAAAACACCAUGGAGACCCAAGAGUUCGUCAGCUCAGUGCUGGGCGUACCAAGCAACCGCAUCAAUUGCCGCGUGAAGCGCAUGGGCGGUGGUUUCGGAGGCAAAGAGUCCCGCAGUGUCCCAUUUGCUGUCUACACCGCCAUUGCUGCAAGGAAAGAGAAGCGACCUGUGCGCAUCAUGCUGAACCGCGACGAAGACAUGCUGCUCAGCGGGCAAAGACAUCCAUUCCAAGCGCGCUGGAAAGUCGGCGUGUCAAACGAAGGAAAGCUUCUCGCUCUCAAAGCCGACGUGUACAACAACGGCGGUUUUUCUCAAGAUAUGAGCGGCGCAGUAAUGGACCGCUGCCUUACACAUCUCGACAACUCCUACGAAUGUCCCAACGUCUUCCUCCGCGCCAACGUCUGCAGAACGAACAUUCACAGCAACACAGCCUAUCGCGGCUUCGGCGCACCGCAGGGCAUGUACUUUGCCGAGACGAUCAUGUACAACAUCGCCGAAGGGCUGGGUAUGGAUAUCGACUCGCUACGCCAAAAGAACCUCUACAACAUCGGCCAACACACGCCCUUCUUCCAGAGGAUCGACGAAGACUGGCACGUCCCCAUGCUGCUACACCAACUCUCCAAAUCCUCAGACUACGAGAAGAGGAAGUCAGCGGUACAAUCCUUCAACAAGACAAACCACUGGAAAAAGCGCGGCAUCGCCCUGAUACCCUGCAAGUUCGGCCUCAGCUUCGCCACAGCGCUGCAUCUCAAUCAAGCCGCCGCGUACAUCAAGAUCUACGCCGACGGAAGCGUGCUGCUGCACCACGGCGGGACGGAAAUGGGUCAGGGACUGUACACGAAGAUGUGUCAGAUUGCGGCGCAAGAGCUCGGGACGCCGCUCGACUCGAUAUAUACACAGGACAGCCAGACGUAUCAAAUCGCCAACGCGUCGCCGACCGCUGCUUCAUCGGGUUCGGAUCUGAACGGCAUGGCGGUGAAAAAUGCAUGUGACCAGAUCAACGAGCGCCUGGCGCCAUAUAGAGAGAAGUUGGGUCCUGAUGCCAAACUGAAGGAGUUGGCGCAUGCAGCGUACAUCGAUAGAGUGAACCUUGCAGCAAACGGGUUCUGGAAGAUGCCGAAAGUGGGCUACACAUGGGGCGACACGAACUGGGAGACUGUCAAGCCGAUGUACUACUACUGGACGCAAGGCGCAGCGGCGAGUGAGGUUGAGCUCGACUUACUAACCGGUGACCACACUGUGUUGAGGAGCGAUAUCAUGAUGGACGUAGGAAACUCCAUCAACCCGGCCAUCGACUACGGCCAGAUUGAAGGCGCCUUCAUCCAAGGUCAAGGCCUCUUCACCAUCGAAGAAACCCUCUGGCACACCGCGUCCGGCCAACUCUUCACCAAAGGGCCGGGUACAUACAAGAUCCCCGGUUUCAGCGACAUUCCGCAGAUCUUCAACGCAUCUAUGUUACGCACCGACAAUAAUGGCAAGCCGUUGAGCUGGAAUCAUCUGAGGAGCGUGCAGAGUAGUAAGGGGAUUGGUGAGCCCCCGCUGUUUUUGGGGAGUACGGUGUUCUUUGCCCUGAGGGAGGCAGUUAAGGCCGCGAGAGAAAUGAAUGGGGCAACGACUGUGCCCGGUGAGUGGAACUUUGAUUCGCCAAGUACGUGUGAGAGGCUGAGGUUGGCGGUUGGUGACGAUCUGAUCAAGCGGGCGGCGACGGUGAAGAAGAAGGGCGAAAUGCCGUUCCUGACUGCUGUCGCUUAGUGUUAUCAUUACUGUGGCUCGCUGGCCUACGAAAGCAUUCUUGUCCGCGCAGCAGGCGCUCUCAUUGGCCAGCUCGUUAGUCAGCGUUCGUGCCCUCACACUGUAGACAUUUGCCCUUCGAUAGUAC